Vollenhovia emeryi is the source of this 2712-nucleotide messenger RNA. Its product is annotated as ubiquitin-conjugating enzyme E2 J2. The transcript has 4 exons. NCBI's taxonomy places the organism in Eukaryota, Metazoa, Arthropoda, Insecta, Hymenoptera, Formicidae. The record is from RefSeq and is a predicted model, not a curated record. Bases 548 to 1249 code for a protein of 233 amino acids.
CGCGCCGGAGGACGAAUUAAUUCCAACGGAUCCCUCGCAGUCAGAUGUUUCGCGUUGUCGCACGACGGCUCGCGAGUUCCGUUUCGGCCGGCGGUCGCGCGCGCUCGCGUCCCGCCGUGGUGAUACGUCAGCCGUGCGCUUAUCUCGUCCAGCCAGACGUCCGUCGACGUCGACCCGACGCGCUUCUACCGCACGCUUCCCCACGGGGUCACGCACGCACCCGAACGUCGCCGAGUCCCACGUUCGUCAUUCCACGCAACCUAACCUCACUCCGUGACACCGUAGCGCUCGAGGUCCGUCGCUCUCCAAAGAUCUUCCCCGCAGCGGGGGCGGAUGACAGCGGCCGAUUCCACGUGUACGCCCGCGAUGCGACUCUACGAGACUGCUCUCACGCGAGAUUCCGGCCUGUGAGCGAGUCGACGAGACGACGAGCGGAGUCUCGCGGUUGGCGAGGAGGAGUCCGCCUCACCGUCGUACGGGAAAAGUGUAGCGCGAGUGCGAGGGGGAAUUUUCAACACCUGUCCGUUUGCAAAUAACACUGGGCUAUAUGGUAAGGAUGAGCAGAAAGACCAACAGUGCGACGGCGAGGUUGAAACAGGACUAUCUGCGGCUUAAGAAAGACCCGGUGCCGUACGUCCUUGCGGAGCCAGUGCCUUCGAACAUCUUAGAAUGGCAUUACGUGGUCAUAGGGCCGGAAAAGACGCCGUACGAGGGCGGCUUUUAUCAUGGAAAGCUCAUAUUCCCCGGGGAGUUUCCAUUCCAGCCUCCUAGCAUUUACAUGAUUACUCCCAACGGCCGAUUUAAAACCAACACGAGACUGUGCCUGUCCAUCUCCGAUUUUCAUCCGGACACGUGGAAUCCAGCGUGGAGCGUAUCUACCAUCCUCACCGGCUUGCUCAGUUUUAUGAUCGAGAAGAGUCCCACGCUCGGCAGUAUUAAUACGACGGACUACGAGAAGAGACUGCUGGCUGCGCAAAGCUUAGAAUAUAAUCUGAGGGAUAAGAUAUUCUGCGAGCUCUUUCCAGAAACUGUCGAGGCGAUCAGAGCGGAGCUGGAACGUCGGAAAGAACUUGAGAAGCAAGCGAGGCAUCAGUCCACCACGUCCGAGGUCUCUUCGUUGAUACGGGACCAGUUCCAGCGAGAACAGAGCCCACUGCACAGCGCGCUGGCGAAUCUCGUCGUCAUCAUCAGCUUCGCGGCGUUCGCGUACACGGUCAACUACGUGCUGAAGAGCAUAGCCAUGGAAUAAGUCGGAAUCGAGCUGUGUAUUUCAAGGUACAACGAGUACGAAGAGGAGAGCAGGAGAGAGAGAGAGCCGUGUAUCCUGGAAAAAACAAGGACUAGAAGGAAAGAUGAGACAUGGGCUCCUGCCUAUCGAGCAAUCUUUCGAGUUCGUGCGGACGAGCGCCAUUUCGGUUCCACGCGGCUUGGAACCUCCGCCAGUAAACUGUGGAUAGUUUCGUAGAUUUUUAUAUCGAGGGUCGAUUGUAAGAUACAAGUUGUAUUAUAUUCGCAAAUUCUGCGCGCUCUUAGCCAUUUAAGGAGAGAUUGCGAUCCGUAAUCUCUCCGGAUUCGCGUGAAACACGCGCGCAAGAUGAAAACAACGUAUAAUCGCAGUGGCUUCCCUGCCUUUCUUCUCAUACCGGACUUGUUCUCUCCUGGCCGUAACUUGCAACUAGGGAAACCAAGUUUCUUCUUUGCAGCGCUAACAUCCUUCCGUUCGUUGAAUUUUUCUACGCUUUUACGAUUAAUUGUAUUCAGAUGCGUCCCAGAGAGAUGUGUGUGUGUUUCAAGACACGUUUGUCUAGCUCCGUUUACACAAAGUCUCUCUGAUAGAAAUGCACAAAUUUAUCGCACUUUGCAACGUGCCAAUUCAAACUAAAUCCAAAAUUGAAAAAAUGCAAUUUCGGCAAAUCCGAUUAUGCUUCGCAGCCUUAGCUUGUUUCAUGAACGGCACGGUCGACUCGUCUCGUUCAUGGAACGAGUCCAUUUUGUAAAUAUAUUAUAAGGACGGAGGCGUUAUAGAGAUGUGGUAGGUGCCUCUACGCCAUUAACAUGAAAAGAAAAAAAAACACGAGUGUAACUAUAUCAGCGAUCAUCUCGACUUCCUCUUAAAAAUUGUUCGAUUAAUACGUUUCUCGUUUGUGCCGAUUGUUAUAGAAAUGGCUCGUAGUUUAUUUCUUCGUGAAUUUCUUCCACCGGAAUCCGGCGCUUCUUCCUCAAUUGACACGAAAAGAAUACGUUUACAAUUCAAGUAAAUCUCCAUUCUUCCAUGACUGGUUAUGUAAUAUCGAAAGGAAAAUAAUAAUUUUGCGUAAUUUCUACAAAGGAAAAGGCUAAACUACAAUUUGAACGUGUGGAAAGUAGAGUACUUUUUUUGUUUUUACAAUACAUCGAUAAUCUCUACCAACAAUCUUUGUCAAAUGGUAGGAUAGUUGUUUAAUACACAUGAUGUUACUUUUUAUCGGAAUUUACUUCAUUAUUGUAUUCUUAUUUAAUUUCUACGGGCCAUGGAUUUUUUAUUUUAUUAUAUAUAUAUUCUUUCGAAAGUGUUUAGGCAAUUUCACGAUUUAUGCUUAUACAUAUUCUAUUCCGCCGUCGAAUGUAUAAACAUAUAUGCGUAAUUAUGAAAUAAUUACGGCGAAAUAAUGUAAAUAUCUGCAUGUUAUUAUUACUGUAAGCGUGUGGAAUAUAGUUUACUUACUUGAAAAA